UAAAAAUUUCUCAAAAGUUGGAAAUAUAUUUUUCAUAGGAGACAACCUAUGUGACAAGUGUAACAGGCUAAUUUCAUUGUUAGCAACAACAUUCAUAAAAUCAAAUUGUGACUUUGGCAACCCGGCAUUGUCUUUUCUAUUGUUCUGCUCUUUUCUAAGCGGCUUCGUCGCGUGUGGAUUGUGAAAAUUUGCUGUUUUCUGUAUCGUGUCAAAUCGAGUGAAAACUACAAAUCGAAAUGGCUGCAGACCAGGCACAGUUCCAACAGCUUCUCAACUCUUUGCUGUCCAUGGACAAUGAAGUCCGGAAACAAGCCGAGGAUGCGUAUAACAAUUUGUCGCGUGAGUUAAAGGUAACACAUCUGCUGGGCAACAUUCACAAUGGCCAACAAUCGGAGGAAGCUCGUCAAAUGGCCGCCGUAUUGCUGCGUCGCCUGUUCACAUCCGAUUUUAUGGAGUUCUACAAGGAGCUGCCAGUAGACUCACAAAAUCAGCUGCUGCAACAGAUUCUGAUGGCCGUGCAACAGGAUGUGACGCCACAAUUGCGCCGUAAAAUUUGCGAGGUGGUUGCCGAGGUGGCACGCAAUUUGAUCGACGAGGACGGCAACAAUCAGUGGCCGGACAUUCUCCAAUUUCUGUUCCAAUGCGCCAAUUCGCCAACCCCGCAGCUGCAGGAAUCGGCAUUGCGCAUUUUCAGCAGUGUGCCCUCGAUCUUUGGCAAUCAGGAGACGCAAUACAUCGAUCUGAUCAAACAGAUGCUGGCCAAGAGCAUGGAGAACACCGACGCCGAGGUGCGUGUUCAGGCCGUCCGAGCUAUUGGCGCCUUCAUACUCUACCAUGACAAGGAGAAGGAGGUGACCAUAUAUAAGCACUUCGCUGACUUGCUGCCGCGCAUGAUUGUCAUAACGGGAGAAACGAUUGAGGCACAGGACGACCAGAGUUUGCUCAAGCUGCUCAUUGACAUGACCGAGAACUGUCCAAAGUAUCUGCGACCGCAGUUGGAGUACAUCUUUGAGAUGUGUAUGAAGGUGUUUAGCUCGCAGGACUUCGAGGACAGCUGGCGUCAUUUGGUGCUGGAGGUGAUGGUAUCCCUGGCGGAGAACGCACCUGCAAUGGUGCGCAAGCGUGCAGAGAAAUAUAUUGUUGCACUCAUCCCGCUGGUGCUGCAAAUGAUGACGGAUCUGGAUGAGGACGAGGAGUGGGCAACGGCCGAUGUCGUCAAUGAGGAUGAUCACAGCGAUAAUAAUGUCAUUGCGGAGUCCUCGCUGGAUCGAUUGGCAUGCGGCUUGGGUGGCAAAAUGGUUUUGCCCCACGUUAUGAACGCUUUACCCGGAAUGCUGAAUCACGCUGACUGGAAGCAUCGCUUCGCUGCUCUGAUGGCCAUAUCGGCUAUUGGUGAAGGCUGCCACAAGCAAAUGGAGACCAUACUGGAUCAGGUUAUGUCUGGCGUGCUGAACUAUCUACGCGAUCCCCAUCCACGCGUACGUUACGCUGCUUGCAAUGCCAUCGGGCAAAUGUCCACGGAUUUCGCGCCCACCUUCGAGAAGAAAUUCCACGAGCAGGUGGUGCCUGGCUUGCUGCUGCUGCUUGAAGACGAGCAAAAUCCACGCGUGCAAGCUCACGCUGGAGCCGCUUUGGUCAAUUUCAGUGAGGAUUGUCCCAAGAAUAUAUUGACACGCUAUCUGGACGCAAUAAUGGCAAAGCUGGAGAACAUUCUCAACUCAAAGUUCAAGGAGCUCGUCGAAAAGGGCAACAAACUCGUGCUGGAGCAGGUGGUCACCACCAUCGCGUCUGUGGCAGAUACGUGUGAGCACGAAUUUGUCGCUUACUACGAUCGACUGAUGCCCUGUCUCAAGUUCAUCAUCCAGAAUGCUAACUCCGAGGAUCUGCGCAUGUUGCGCGGCAAGACCAUUGAGUGCGUGAGUCUCAUCGGACUUGCAGUAGGUCGUGAGAAAUUCAUUGCAGAUGCCGGCGAAGUCAUGGACAUGCUAUUGAAGACCCAUACCGAGGGCGACUUGCCCGACGACGAUCCGCAGACGUCUUAUCUAAUAACCGCCUGGGCACGCAUGUGCAAGAUACUGGGCAAGCAGUUUGAGCAGUACCUGCCCCUUGUUAUGGGUCCAGUGAUGCGUACUGCGGGCAUGAAGCCGGAGGUGGCCCUGCUGGACAACGAUGAGGUGGAGGACAUUGAAGGCGACGUGGAAUGGUCCUUUAUUACACUGGGGGAGCAGCAAAACUUUGCCAUACGCACUGCUGGAAUGGAGGAUAAAGCUUCGGCCUGCGAGAUGCUCGUUUGCUAUGCGCGCGAAUUGAAAGAGGGCUUUGCCGACUACGCCGAGGAAGUGCUUCGUCUAAUGCUACCUCUGCUCAAGUUCUAUUUCCACGAUGGUGUGCGCUCAGCUGCUGCUGAGUCGUUGCCUUAUUUGCUCGAUUGUGCUAAAAUAAAGGGCCCCAACUACUUGGAGGGUAUGUGGCUUUAUAUUUGCCCGGAAUUGAUUAAGGUGAUCAACACCGAACCGGAGCCGGACGUUCAAUCCGAGCUGCUCAACUCGCUGGCCAAGUGCAUCGAAACUCUCGGUCCUAACUGUCUCAAUGAGGAGGCCAUGAAGCAGGUGCUCGAGAUAAUCAACAAGUAUGUGCUCGAGCACUUUGAGCGUGCGGAUAAGCGCUUGGCUGCUCGCAACGAAGAGGAUUACGAUGAUGGCGUUGAGGAGGAGCUGGCCGAACAGGAUGAUACAGACAUCUAUAUCCUGUCGAAGGUGGUGGACAUCAUACACGCUCUCUUCCUAACCAACAAGGCACAAUUUCUGCCCGCCUUUGACCAGGUGGCACCGCACUUUGUCAAGCUCCUGGAUCCCAAUCGUCCGUUCGCCGAUCGCCAAUGGGGCAUUUGCGUAUUCGAUGAUUUAAUUGAAUUCUGUGGCCCCGCUUGCACGCCGUACCAGCAAAUCUUUACGCCUGCCUUGCUAAAAUAUGUGCUGGAUAAGUCGCCGGAUGUACGUCAAGCAGCUGCCUAUGGAUGCGGCGUUCUGGGUCAGUUUGGAGGCGAUCAGUUUGCCCACACAUGUGCACAGAUUAUUCCACUGCUGGUGCAGGUGAUCAAUGAUCCGCGGUCACGCGAAAUUGAGAAUAUAAAUGCGACGGAGAAUGCCAUCUCGGCAUUCGCCAAAAUACUUAAAUACAACAAGUCAGCAUUGAGCAAUUUGGAUGAGCUGAUUGCCGUCUGGUUCUCGUGGCUGCCAAUUUCGGAAGAUCCCGAGGAGGCUGUCCACAUCUACGGCUACCUCUGCGAUCUGAUCGAGGCAAAUCAUCCAGCCAUUUUGGGCGCAAACAAUUGCAAUCUGCCACGCAUCGUCUCCAUCAUCGCAGACUCCUUUUGCAGAAAUGUGCUGGAAGCAAAGAGCACCCCAGGUACCCGCAUGCUAACCAUUGUCAAGCAAAUCGAAUCCAACCCGGACGUCAUGCAGGCCUGUGCCAGCACCUUGAGUCCCGAGCAGCAACAGGCGUUGCAGGAUGCCUAUCGGGAGUUGGCAAGUGCUCCAUCUACCUAAGUGAGUGAGUGGAGAAAGGACUCCAAUUUUAUGAAGCUCCAGAUCAGCUCAUUGCAUUGAUUAAACAAAUGCAUAUAUAUAUAUAUAUAUAGAAAUAUAUGUAUAAAGAAAGAAAAACGAAACAAAAACUGUAGGAUUUAUAAACAUAUACUUAAACUCAAAAAUUCAAAGUGUUAACGAAAAGCGGAAAAACAUUUUUUUUCGUUAUUUCUCGGUCAAUUGUGCGAGAAAAUUUCCAAAUGUUAUACAAAAUUAUAUAUUAUUAUAUACAUUACUUUUGCAUAUAUAUAUAAAUAUAUAUGUAUACAUAUUGUGAUUUCAAUUGAAACUCGUCUCCCGCUCCCGCAAGAGAGCGCCUUUGGAAGGAAACCCAAGCAAAAAAAUAAAGUAGAAGUCUUCGUCUCAUGAGAAUUUGAUAUGUUGAAUCGCGAAUUGUUCAUCAAAUUCCAGUAGAUUAUUUUCGUUAUAAAUUGUGAAAACGUUUUCAUAUGUUACAGCAAAUUCAAGAACAAAUGAACGCCAGUCGCCAGUCUCCAAGUAGUGUCCCGAAAGAUUCGACAGUCGUCCGAAAAUGAACGAAAAUUCUAAAAUGUAACAUUUAAAAAUGUAUAUUUAAAAUUAAUAAAACAAAUCGAAACAGAA
Drosophila mojavensis is the source of this 4190-nucleotide messenger RNA. It is a transcript of the gene Karybeta3, whose product is annotated as importin-5. The coding region runs from base 237 to 3548 and encodes 1103 amino acids. Gene Ontology annotation, cellular component: cytoplasm; nucleus. The record is from RefSeq and is a predicted model, not a curated record. Gene Ontology annotation, biological process: protein import into nucleus. The transcript is spliced from 5 exons. NCBI's taxonomy places the organism in Eukaryota, Metazoa, Arthropoda, Insecta, Diptera, Drosophilidae. Gene Ontology annotation, molecular function: nuclear import signal receptor activity; protein binding.